GUUAGUCACAAACGAUCAUCUUUUAGUCAAGGAGCUGAAGCUCCAUCGCCAGCAGCGGCAGAGGCACCCGUUGUGCAAUUAUAAUAAUUUUGAUAACUUACUAGCCACUACUCGUACAAUAUUUAUCGUCACGCUUUUUGUACUCACAUUGAGUAUUCAUUUUGAUUCGAACGAGGCGCGAACCUCGGAUGUGUUGAAAGUGCAACUACCACAUGGCGGUGUCCUGGUGGGCCGCCAUCGUGUCUCGCACAAAGGUCGGCAUAUUCGAGCCUUUAUAGGGGUACCAUACGCGUUGCCACCAGUGGGUGAAUUGCGCUUCAAGCCACCUGUACCUUAUGGCGCGUGGGUUGGCGAAAGACAUGCCAUACAAGAUUCGCCAAUAUGUAUACAACGUGAUCCCUAUCAGCGUCAUACAGAAGUUGAAGGCAGCGAAGAUUGUCUCUAUUUGAAUGUUUAUACACCCGAGGAGCUUCCCAAUACAGCGCCCUUACCUGUCAUGGUCUACAUACACGGCGGUGGUUUUCAAUGUGGUUCAGGCAUUAGCAGCUUUCAUGGACCGGAAUUCCUACUCGAUCAGGAUAUUAUUUUGGUUAUAGGCAACUAUCGCGUAGGUCCGCUCGGUUUUCUCAGCACUGAAACGCUUGAUUGUCCAGGCAAUUUUGGGCUAAAAGAUCAAGUUGAAAUUUUACGUUGGGUACAACAAAAUAUCGCUGCCUUUGGUGGUGACCCUACCAGUGUUACGAUUUUUGGUAAUAGCGCGGGUGCUGCUAGCGUCACAUACCAUAUGCUCUCAAAUUCACCCAAAGGUCUCUUUCACAAAGCUAUUGCGCAUUCGGGUAGCUAUUACAAUCCAUGGGCGCAACCUCAAUACAAGGACUUAUCGGCAAAUCGUGCACGCAAAGUGGCACAAUUGGUCGAUUGUGAUGCUGAGGCAAAAUGGCCAGAACUCUUAAACUGCUUGCGUGCCAAGAGCGCCAAAGAAAUUGUUGCCACACUCUAUGAAUUUUUUGAGUGGGACUAUGAUCCGAUGGUGCCCUUUCAGCCAGUGAUAGAGCCUCCACAUGAGGGCGCUUUUCUCACAGUUUGGCCACGUGAUGUCGGUUUACCGCACGGUUUCUCUUUGCCAUUCAUGAUUGGCGCCACCUCAGAGGAAGGUUUACUCAAAACGGCACCCCUGCUCAAUAUACCUGGACUCUUAGACGAGUAUAAACAACAAUUUGAUACGAUUCUACCAAUUGAGCUGCAAUACGAUCAUCAUUCACCAGAAGUGCGAGCAGAAAUUACAAAGAAGAUUGAAGAGUUUUACUUUAAAGAGGGGCAUACUUUUGACAAAUACAAUCAUCAGAAUUUGACAGAUCUCAUCUCAGAUGGCUGGUUUAUUGCCGGCAUCGAUGAAUAUAUACGACAACGUGUGGAAGUCAAAACGUCAAUGAAAGUGCCACCCUUCUAUGUAUACCUCUUCGAGCAUCGCAGCCCAGCUAGUUUCUCAGAAGUAUUCAAAGGUGGAAGAGAGGAUUAUUAUGGUGCUUGCCACGUUGAGGAACUGCAAUAUCUCUUUCCAGUAGCGAUGGAUUUAUUCGUGAGCUCUUCACCUACUAAAAGCGACAUAGAGCUUCGCAAUGCCAUGCUGCAGAUGUGGGUGAACUUCGCUAGAGAAGGCAAUCCAACGCCUGAAGGCUCUAAUCUCACGAAAUGGGACGAAGUGAAAAGCUAUCCAGUGAAUUAUGCUCGUCUAGGUCAUAAAACACCAGAAGAGUUUACCAUACUGCAAAUGGAGAGUGACAUAUAUGUCGAUCGCAUGAACUUCUGGCAUCAACUAAGGCCCCAUAUUCCGGCCGAAGCGCGUAAAAGAAGCCAUAAAGAUGAAUUAUAAAGUAAAUAUAUCUUUGUAGUAGUAGUAACUGUAAAAUAUUAUGAUAAAGAUACAUUUAUAUUAUAUUACCCAUAAUAUUAAAUUA
This is a messenger RNA of Anastrepha ludens (Mexican fruit fly), 1958 nucleotides long. Its product is annotated as venom carboxylesterase-6-like. The transcript is spliced from 8 exons. The record is from RefSeq and is a predicted model, not a curated record. Lineage: Eukaryota; Metazoa; Arthropoda; Insecta; Diptera; Tephritidae. Bases 497 to 1873 code for a protein of 458 amino acids.